GUAGUUGGACUAGGAAAGUUAGCAGUCAUUUCUUGCUCUUUACUCAUCUUUCUUUUCUUAUAAUGAAGGAAAAUCUUCCAGUCAAUACUUUCUGAAGGCUAUCAGUAACGUUACUAUGGUGAGUUAUCGCCUGCUCUUUGUUUUAUGGUUAUUAUCAUCCAUGUCUUCUCAACUAUUUAUCUCAUAUUCGCUUGAAUUAAUUAACUCAACCCACCCUUUGAAAGAUGGAGACACUUUGGUUUCGGCAGGUGGAAAUUUUGAGUUGGGAUUCUUCACCCCUGACAAUUCUGAUAGAAGGUACCUUGGAAUCUGGUACAAGAAAAUUCCUGUGCAAACUGUGGUUUGGGUAGCCAAUCGGGAGGUGCCACUCGAGACUCUUGUGAGUUCUUCAGCAGCCAUGCUUAGACUCACUACCGGGUCAGUCCUUGAGCUUGUCAAUGGCACAGGUGCUGUUGUUUGGGAAACCAACUUGACAAGAACUGUGAAGAAUCCGGUUGCUGAGCUUUUAGACUCCGGAAAUCUUGUCAUUAGGGAUAUGGAUGGUAAUCAUAAAAAUGGUGAUGGUUUUUUAUGGCAGAGCUUUGAUUUUCCGUGUGACAUCCAGUUGCCUGGGAUGAAGCUGGGAAAGGACUUGGUCACAGGGCUUGAUCGGUACCUCACUUUCUGGAGAAGUAGCGAUGAUCCUUCACUAGGAAGCUAUACAUAUCGUCUUGAUUACCAUGGUUACCCGCAACCAGUUCUGAUGAAAGGCCACAUGGAGCAGUAUCGGAACGGACCAUGGAAUGGAGUAAGGUUCAGUGGUAAUCCAAGUCUGAAGCCUAACCCUUACUUCACCUUUGACUUUGUCAUGAAUUCUAAGGAAACAUAUUAUGUUUAUGAACUUCUCAAUAACUCGGUCAUUUCUCAUAGGAUCUUGAACCCCUAUGGGACCAUGCAAAGGCUUGUUUGGAGUGAUCAUGUACAAGGAUGGGUAAUGUACUUGACUGCGCAGUCUGAUAAUUGUGAUACAUAUUUUCUGUGUGGUAAGUUUGGAAGUUGUAAGCCAACUCUCCUGAAUGUGGGUGUUUGAAAGGUUUCAGUCCAAAAUCACCUAGUGAUUGGAAUUCCGGGGAAUGGUCAAAUGGGUGUGCGAGGAAGACCCCUUUGAGUUGUAAUGGAGGAGAUGGCUUUGUCAAGUAUACCAACGUCAAGCUGCCUGAUACGCAAUAUUCCUGGUAUAACACGAGCAUGAACCUUGAUGAAUGCAGGAACAAGUGCUUGUCUAAUUGCUCCUGUUGGGUUGUUAAAUUUGUUACUCUGAACUUCAACUUUAAUUUGGGCACUUUGGUAGGCUAUAAUGUUGUGUUUAUGCUAUCAUCGAUAUUCGAUAUGUAUCAGCAUAUUAUCACAAUGUGGGUAUUGUUGGAUUAAAGAGAGUAAAA
Molecule: messenger RNA, 1421 nt
Organism: Chenopodium quinoa (quinoa)
Lineage: Eukaryota; Viridiplantae; Streptophyta; Magnoliopsida; Caryophyllales; Amaranthaceae
Product: G-type lectin S-receptor-like serine/threonine-protein kinase At4g27290
Exons: 1
Coding region: 116-1069 (317 amino acids)
Biological process (GO): recognition of pollen
Source: RefSeq, a predicted model, not a curated record